Molecule: messenger RNA, 2571 nt
Organism: Penicillium salamii
Lineage: Eukaryota; Fungi; Ascomycota; Eurotiomycetes; Eurotiales; Aspergillaceae
Source: the annotation of a GenBank genome assembly
AUGCAAGGAUACUCCUUUGCGCCCCCAGCCGGGCCUCCCAAGGAGGGGCAAAAAAACUAUGUAUUCGUGGAUGAGCAUAAUCGACACAAGCGGCUCAAGGUGAUGCGAGCCUGUAACGGUUGUCGAAAGAGGAAAAUCAAGUGCGAUGCAGCCACAACAAAUACGUGGCCGUGUUCGGCGUGUACCCGGUUGAAGUUGGUCUGUGUCCCUCCCACUAUUGGGCAGGAUGGGGACUUCCUGCCAGAGGGACAGGGCGAGUCAAUGGAAACCGGAGGCCCCUCGAGCUCGGUGGAUGGCCACACAUUCCCCGUUCCCCCAGUGUAUAGGGAUACCCAACCUCCCAUGAACACGAUGCCCUCGUACGAGCAGAUGAACAUGUAUUCUCAAUACGUUCCCCAGGCUCAGCCAGCCAUGUACAACGACCUGCGCUCGCCACCAAUUGCAAUGGCCCCGCAGGCGUACCAACAACCGCAUAUGUAUACCGGACCUCAAACCCCAUCGAUCGGGACUUCUGAGAGAAACCUCUAUAUUGAUAACGACCAAUCUACCGCAGAGAACCUCAGCGAAGUACUUGGGGAGCUGAAGAUUGACGAGACCGGAAUCGCUCCAUAUAUUCGAAGACAGCGGACUGAUCGGGUAGAACCCGAUGCCCCCGUCCAAGAUGAGACCGAAGAGCGGUUGCCUCCGCUGAGUACUGGAUCGGGUGCCACCAUUCGCAUCCCACCUGAGCUGAUGCCCUCCGAAGACGAUGUGAUGGCAUAUUUCAAGAUUUACUUUGAUGAGAUACACCCUUAUGUUCCCGUGAUUUCACGAGCCCAUUUAUUUUAUCAGUGGCAGCACGACCGUCGCUCUAUAUCUCCUCUUCUGCUGGAGGCUCUCUUCGCAUGUGCAGGUCGCUUGUCCGAUGAGCCGGCCGAGGGAGCCCAAUGGCUUGCUUUGGCAAACCGACACGAAACAAGUUUCAUGGAUGUGCCCCGUCUGAGCACUAUCCAGGCGUUACUUCUGUUACUGAAGGCCCGGGAAUCACUGCCCAAGAAGGGGUAUUACUAUAGGUCCUGGCAGACCGUUAAGACAAUUGUGUCCAUGGCAAAGGAUUUGGACAUCCACGAGCACUAUAGCAAUCACGCCGAGGGCAAGCCUUGUGGCCUGAGCCCAAUUGAAUGUUUGGUGCAAACCCGAAUCUGGCAGGCUCUUCUGGUAGUCGAAGUCAUGAUCGGCGCACCCCAAGGUCGUUCGGACUACGGAGUUGAUCCCGAGACGGUGGAUAUGCGCCCGACUCUAGAUAUCAGGGGAUUGGAUCAUUAUGAGAGUGAUCGUUCGAGACAGUAUGCCUACUUCGUUCGCAACGCACACCAUAUCCGCAUAAUCACGGAUAUCUACCACAAAGUCAAGAAGCAAAAGGACUGGGGUGCAGACGCCCGAUUUGUACAAAACAACCCCCUGUUCGCGGACUGGCUUCGCACUCUGCCUUCUGAUUUACAGGUCAAUUACCCAGCCGAUGGCUCUCCGCCAUGGCUUCCCUCCCAUUUCGUGGGCAACAUGCACUCCCACUGCCAUCUCGCUAUUAUCCUGCUCCAUCGCCCUCAGCUGCUUGCUUCCCAGUCUUUCGCCGCUGGGGGUGAAUGGAAGAUCCACAUGUCCUUGUGCUAUUCCUCGGCGAAGAGUUUAUGUCGACUGCAGGAGGCUAUCCUGCAACGCUUUGGGCUGUCAGGACUGCUUUAUAUGCAAAGAGGUAUCAACUUUGCCAUUUAUUGUAUUCUGACAUGCACAAUGUUGCAUCUGGUAUGUAUCUGCGUCGCUAUCACCUCCCCAGACCCUGAGUUCAAUUCCGACGCCCGAGAAUUCUUCACCCGACACAUGAGAAUUUUGGAGACUUGCUCAACCGCCUGGCCUAUGCCCGAGAUCCAGGCUCAGAUCGAUUCUCUCAGGCUGGCUUUCUCUGCCGAUAUGCAUCGCCCCUUCGAGCUGAAACCAAGUUUCCCCUAUGGAAGUCCUUCGGAGCCGUAUCAGCCCAGCCCACCAAUGGAUGCACACUAUCAUCCGCACUUGAAUCAAGUCCAAUCUAGAGUGGGUUUCCAUGCGCUUCCAAUCACCCCUCCAAUAUCGGCUAGUGCUGAAGACUCGAAGUCCGACGCUUCUUCUCAGUUACAAUCCCUCGGCAUGGUUGCCCAUCAACCUCCCACAACCCACCCAAUGGAUGCCCCGUUGGUCGACGAACAAAGCUGGGAUCCAACCCGCAUUAUAACACAAUGGGACAUGGCUUUCUCCGUGAACCCCUCCACCGUCAGCACCAAUUCCCCGCCGAUGCCUCUCAACAAUACUGUUCCGGGCGUCCAAAAUGUCAUGAACUCCCAAUACCCCGUUCAAUACGAGACACCUCACAAGGUUCCCUCCGUUACCUCCUCCCAAUCCCUCUCUCCUCCGCAGUUCCAGGCACCCCCGGUGGUAUUCUCCGCACGAGAUUGGCAACAAAGUGUUGCUAGUGUAUAUGAUCCCCAGGGAGUGAAACGACGAUGGAACUAUCCAGGUGACAUGACCUCUGACACCAUGUCUAAACGCCAGCGAGGAUAG